Lethenteron reissneri (Far Eastern brook lamprey) is the source of this 8844-nucleotide messenger RNA. Its product is annotated as calcineurin-binding protein cabin-1-like. Gene Ontology annotation, molecular function: nucleosome binding; protein binding. The record is from RefSeq and is a predicted model, not a curated record. Lineage: Eukaryota; Metazoa; Chordata; Hyperoartia; Petromyzontiformes; Petromyzontidae. Gene Ontology annotation, cellular component: nucleus. Gene Ontology annotation, biological process: chromatin organization.
ACUCGACCCCGCGCUGCGGUCGCACGCAACGGGGGUCCCGGGGGAGACAGCGAAGGGGGUCCCGGGGUGAGAGGGGGUCUCGGGUGAGAGGGGAUACCAGGGGGUCUCGGGGUGAGAGGCCGCGGCGAGAAGACGCCGGUGGAAGGAUACGCGGGCGAGUUCAUCCAUCGACAUGAUUCGCAUCGCGGCGCUGAACGAGGCGGCCGCGCCGAGCGGGGAGCGCGGCGCCGUCGAGGGCGCCAACUCGAGAACCAAGGAAGCGCAGGAGGCAGAAGCGUUUGCAGUUUACAACAAAGCUCUGGAACUUCAGAAGCACGACCGAGUCGCGGAAGCCACGGAAGUUUAUCACAAGCUCCUCCGCACCCCUCUGCUGAAAGAGGCGGUUCCCAACGACGAUGAGCAGCAGGAAGGGGUGCUCAAAGGCACCGGGUUCAUGCUCAAGUAUUCCGCGUACAAGAACCUGGCGAGCCUCUCGGCCCAGUCGGGGAACCUGCAGACCGCUCUGGAUUUUUACCUGGAGGCCGUGCUACUAGACGCUUCGGACGUGACGCUGUGGUUCAGGAUGGGCAGUGUGGCGGUGCGGCUGCUGCGGAUGCCGUUGGCACGGCACGCCUUCGAGGAGGGCCUGCGCUGCAGCCCCGCGCACUGGCCCUGCCUCGACCGCCUCAUCACCGUACUUUAUGCACUCGGGGACUACGGCUGUUGCCUGUACUACAUCUACCAAGCGCUACAGAAGGACCCCGGCUAUGGCAAGGGGCUUGUGCUGAUGGCAAAGAUCUUCCAAGAGCAGCCAAGCCUCAAAUAUGACUCCUUCUCUAUGUUCUCCAAGUGUGACCCCCGCAUACACUCGGCGCGAGUGAGCGAGGAGGAGGCCAAGGCGUUUAUUGACGAGGCAUUGGAACUGAGGGAGAAGCGCCGCACCUUCUGGGAGCCUCAGGAGGCCGAGGAGGAGCCCACCCUGGCGUACCCGCUGCGUGAAUUCACCUGGAAGAGUCUGGGCGUUUGCCUCCUGGAGACGUUCAAGGACUUCACGGUACAGGAGCUGCCGUGUCCCAGCCUGGGCCUCCACGUCGACCUCUCGGCCUAUGUCAGCAAGGAGCUGCUCGCGACAGCACCCAAGGGAACAUCCUCCUCCAACUCCACCUCCUCCGCCACUACCGCCGCCUCCUCCCCCGCUACUGUUUCUCCCGACGCUCCUCUUGCCGGGGUCGUCCAGGCCACGCCUGUGCCCACACCUCAGGACACCAGCACAGCGAGCCAGGCCCAGGGUUCUCACCGGGCCGAGUCCCCGGUGGCGGCGGUUGUGGGGGCAGCAGUAGCGGCGUUGGUGGCGCCACCCCCUGGGCACCCAUCCAGCGACUCUGAGCUUGUCCUGGACGCAGUUGUGGCCGAGUGGGGCCUGGCAUGGACCACGGGGCCCACGGGGGCCACAGAAACAAUGGGGGCCACGGGGCCCGCUGGGCUCACGUGGACUGCUGGGCUCACAGAGACUAUGGCACCCAUGGGGUCCAUGGGAACCAUGGGACCCACGGAGUCAUCUGGACCCACAGGGAUCACGGGGCCCAUGGGAUCCAUGGGACCGACCGGGUCCGCUGAGCCCAUGGAGACCGCCGGGCCCACGGGAACCACGGAACCCACGGGGUCCACUGGGGUCGCGGGGACUGCGGGACCCACGGGACCCGCUGGGCUCAUAGGGACCAUGGGGACCAUGGGAUCUACAGGGCCCACGGAGCCCACGGGACCCACAGGGCCUACGGAGCCCACGGGACCCACGGAACCCGUGGUUCCCACGAGAUUGAGUUCGGCGGGCGACGACAACGAUGUGGGCAGCAGUGACGUGUCGUCCACAGAGGCCGUCGCCGCCACGCCGCAGAGCUCCUCUUCGGCCUCCCAGCCACGACCCCACCACGGCGCCACGUCACCCAGCCAGGGCAUCGCUGCCGUCCCGGCCGGGGGGCACACGUACGCCAUCACGGCUCACGCGCGCUCCGCUCACCUCGCCGCCGCUGCCGCUGCCGCCGCCACCGCCGCCGCGCACACCAGCAGCGGCGCCUCAACGCAGCCGUCCUUCAAAGGUGCGAGUGGGGAGGCGGUACGGCGAGGAAACAAGCGCCGGCGUCUGCCCAAUGACGACCUCGGCGGAGAGACGGCCAAGCGGCGCUCAGCGCGUGUUCGGAACACGCGCGGCAAGAAGGAAGAGAAGAUCGACUUCCAUGAGCUGCUCUCCAAGUUCCUGCCAUCCCGGCUCAAGCAGGGCGAAGAGCCCAGCGAUAUCCACGGAUCAUCUCCCUUUCCCCUGGAUCCAGCAGCUGAGCCCAAGUCACACUGGGCCGCUCAUGAAAAUAACAAAGCGGAAGACGUUUCCUUUAUAGAGAAUGAACGAGUUGAAGUCCUGGAAUUCCUGCGGAGCAACCAGAUGAACGGGGGCCUCCUGGACCUGAUGGUGCGUUACCUGAAGGCCGUGUGCACGCGCGCACUCUGCAAGUGGCCCCUAGGGCUGCCGGAGAUCGUGCUGGAGAUCUACUACGCAUGGCGGCCGCAAGUCUGCGCCCUGCCCAACGUCCUCUUCCGCAACUGCUCUGACGAACACAUCAAGGAGGUGAUGACAUGUUGUCUCGUGUGUCACGAACUGCAGCUGGACCAGUGGCUUGUAACGUGCCAGGCCCAGUCCACAGCUGGCACAGCAGUGACAGCGCGCAGAGUGCAGCUGGGGCCAGAUUUCCCCGGCCGCUUUUACGAGCAGGACCUCUUCCACCUCGUUUUGUCGUCAUCGCAGCGCGACGUGUUUGGGGCAGACUGGCUGGCGUUCUACUUGCGCGUGAACUGGCUACGCACUCGCUUCUACGUAUUGCUGGGUGAGGCUGACGAGGCCCUGGACUGCCUCGACCUCUGCUUGGAGGCACUGAAGGAGCACGUGGGCGGCGGCGGCGACAUCGCCAUGGAGACAGAGGGGGGCGCAGCAGAGGCCGGCGAGAGGCCGAGUGGUGCCGUGGCAGCGGUGGUGGUGCACAUGCCCAACCUCGCUCUGGACUCAACCGUCUCCCUCGCGCAGGUGGAGCAGAAGAUGAAGUCCCUGGAGCGGUGCCAGUCGCUGGAGGAGGUGCAGCGGCUGUUCAAGCGUGGGGAGUACGCCCAGGUGGCACGCCUGCUGCGCCCCACGCUCACGGAGGGCGCUGUGGCUGCGGCCACGACGGCCGGCCAGGGGACCGGUGGCGGCACUGCUGCGGCGGCUGCGAUGGUAGCGCCAUGCCAGGACGGGCAGCGGCGACCCGCCCUCCCCGAGAGGCCCGUUCAGCUGCUGCUGCUGCAGAACUCGCUGCUCAAGCUGGAGGAAUUUGCCCGCUGCCUCGAGUGCUCGGAGCUGGCGCUGCACGAGGCGAUGCAGCAGGCGCAGGCGCGGGCGGCCAGCGCGGGCGGCGCCGAGUGGAGUGCUGCGCUCGGCAAGCUCCUCGCCGGCAUCGACCGCUGCCUCUCGCAGGAGUCCUCGGCGCUGCAGGGUCACGGCACCUGCAUGAGCCGGCUGGCGGCCAACCUCAUCCAGAUGAUCGAGAUUUCCACAAGCUUAGAGGACGGCCGGGAGUCUUCGGCUACGCAUGCCGCCUCGAUGGGGCUGCACCCCGUGCUGCCGUGGAUCGUGCUUUAUCGCAUCAUCCGCCUCGAGGAGCAGCAAUUCCACGCCCUGUGCCCACGCCGCGCGCUCACGCGGCGCGUACGUGACGACGAGGACGACGAGGACGAUGAGGACGACGAAGACGAAGAGGACAUCAGGCAGAUGUUGCCCUCGUCCGUGAUGCUGCUCAACACGGCGCACGAGAUGCUGGGCCGGCGCUCGGCCUGCACCAUCGCCGAUGGCGCUCUCCUCAAGUUCUACGUGCGAGUGCUGCAGCGCGAGCUGGCCGAGGCCGAGGGCGAGGCGGAGGACCCCCACCCGUUUCGCGAGGAGCUGGGCACGGCGCUGGAGCAGUGCUUCUACUGCCUGCAUGCCUAUCCCAGCAAGAAGAGCAAAGCCCGCUACUUGGAGGAGCACACGUCGAACCAGGUGGAGCUGAAGUGGGACGACGCCGGCUGUCUGUUCGAGUACUUCAAACCCAAGCAGCUGCCCGAGUUCGACAGCUACAAGACGAGCACCGUGUCGGCCGACCUGGCGAACCUGCUGAAGCGCAUCGCAGCCCUGGCGCCGUCUCCACCCACGCCGCACGCGCUCAGCGUGGAGGAGGUGCUAGCCUACGUCGAGGGCGUCACGCAGCAGCCCCCCACGCUGCCCCUGGAUGCCCCCCCAAGCCCCACGGUGGUCCAGCAGGUAUUUUACCUGCUCGCAGACUACCACUUCAAGAACAAGGAGCAAGUGAAAGCCAUCAAGUUUUAUCUCCUGGACAUCCGUGUGUGCCCUGACCGGUUCGACUCGUGGGCCGGCAUGGCGCUGGCGCGGGCGAGCCGCCUACAGGACAAGCUCAACUCGAACGAGCUGAAGAGCGAUGGCCCUGUGUGGAAGCCGGCGCUGGCCACCCUCACCUGCUUCCAGCGCGCGCUAGAGCUUGACCCCACGAACCUGUCACUGUGGAUCGAGUACGGCGCCGCCUGCUACGCUCUGCACUCGUACUCGUCACGGCAGUGCAAGCACGGUGGCCUGCAGGAUGACGUGGCGCAGGAGAUGGCGGCGCGGCGUGAGAAGAUGCUGGAGCGCGCGCGCGACAGCUUCGUGGCGGCCGGGCGCUGCAAGGCGGCCGGCGACUCGGAGGAGGAGGCGUGGCUCAUCCACUACAUGCACGGGAAGAUCGCAGAGAAGCAGGGAGCGGAACCCAAGACGUACCUGCAUCACUAUGCACAGGCAGCGCAUCACCUGCACGAGGUGGCGGCACGCUACCCGAAGAAGAUUCAUUACCACAGUCAACCAGACCUGGCGAUGGAGGCCUUGGAGGUUUAUUUCCGUCUGCACGCAUCCACCCUGAAGCUGCUGGAGAAGGGGGCGCCCGGCGGAAAGCCCGACGUGGAUUUUGAGGAACUCUACCGGGUCAUGUGGGCCACGGCCAAUGGGCCGUUCGCUCGCGGAGAGGAGAAAAACGCGUACAAACUGGCGGAGAAGGACACUCGCGGUGGUGCCACAGAUGACGAAGCUCGCGAUCUAAGUGCCGUGCCGAGCGCGAACGCCCCUCCUCAUCACGCGCAGCCACCGAAUCACAGCUCAGGUGUGCCACACCACGUACCACCACCACCACCACCAUCAGAAGCAGCCUCAACUACCGCCACCCCACCUCCCCAGCCGUGCCCUUCCGCCCCGACUGACCACGAUUACAUCCGGCAAGGCCUACUCACCUCCUACGCCCAGCCUUACCAGGAACACAGUCAGGAAAGUCUGAUUGUGCUGACCUCCGACUCGAGCUCUGCCAACGACGUGUUUGUUGGAGACUUACAAACUACUUCUGGCUCGGAGGGGGAGCAGCACGGGGCACCAGCGAAGCCGGGGGGAGAGGCAAAGAGGUGCAAGACGAAGAGCCAAGGCGACACUGUGGGCGACAUGGUGGGCGACGCUACAGGCGACGUUCCGGUGGGGGGUGACACGGUGGGCGACACGGUGGGCGACACGGCUGCGGGCAAGGUGCAGGGUGGAGCCGCCGUGGGCGAGGUUAAGGGCUGUGCCGGUGGCUCGACCUUGACGGUCGAAGGGGAGACCAUGCGGAGCGCGGAGAAUCCCCUCUCCUUGGGAUGUGUAGAAGCGGAAUUGAAAACGAAAGCAGUGGAAUCCAAGGGCAAUCUGAGAGACCCUUCCUACUCCACGGCCUCCAGCGCCGUCACCGCGUCCAACGUCGGCGCCGCCUCCGCCACGUCCAACGCCGGUGGCGGAACCGUGCCACCCCUCGCCGCUUCCCCGGCAGGCGCCGACUCGGUGCCCCCGGCCCCGCCGCUGCCGGCGUGCCGCGCCACGUGCCGCCGCGCCCUGGUGGACAUGUGCGUGCGCGCCCUGCGCCUCUGCCUCAACCGCUUCCCCCAGCACUACAAGAGCCUGUACCGCCUGGCGCACCUCUACGCUCACGGGCGUGAGCACAAGAACCUGGCGUGGGCUCGGGAUGUGCUGCUGGGAAGCGCGAUGGCAUGGCAUAAGCUUCCACACAUGCCAGCACAGGGCCUCCUGUUUGAGCGCAACAAAACCAACUUCUUCAACGGCGUGUGGCGGAUCCCCGUCGAUGAGAUUGAUCGCCCCGGCAGCUUCGGCGCUCACAUGAAUCGCUCCAUCGUACUGCUGCUGGACGUUCUGCAGCGGCUCAAGGACCACGACACGCUGCUGCGAGUGUCGUCCGCUCUCCACCGCACGCCUGACCAGGGGAAGAAGUAUCUGCGUGAUGUGGAUCGCCUGCAGUUGGCAAAGCAGGCCUUCUCCUCCGCCGCACAAGUCUUGGAUGAAAACUUGCAGAACAUUGUUAAAACGGAGGAGGAAGCGGAGCAGCGUAAAGGCUCCUGCAGCAGGCCGGAGGCUCGACACGCAGGCGUGGGGAGCAGCGUCGAGCAAGGCAGAGCCAAGCCGGCGUUUAACCCCUUCACAGAGAGCUCCACAAAGCUGGGGCGCAUGGAGCGUGUACGUUCCUUGCUGCUGGAGGCAUUCCGUCUGUGGCAGCAGGGUCAGAGGUCACAGGCAGACGACCUGGGCCGUGUGGAGCAGGUCAUCGUGCGCGCGUACACGCUCAUCAAGCCGCCAGAGGAAGGAGGGGCGUCUUUGGAGCACGCUAUUCGAUUGUGUCACCAGCAGCUGUCUGCAACGAUGCAGAAACAGAUGCCAGCGGAAGGUCCCUUGACACCAAAGUUUACAAAGGACUGCAGGGAAAUGUUUGUCCCUGCCCAGCAGCAGAGCCAGCAUGUGUAUGUGCCCACGGCGCCCAGCCUUGUGCACGCACCCGCCCGGCAGCCCCAGGGCCCGCGACCGUGGCUACAGGAUUACAAUGCCAAGCCCGGAGACGGCGUUCGCGCCAGGCCCAGAGGCACCCAGACCUCUGUGUCCAGGCUCGUCAUACCCCUCAAAAAUCCGCCUAUCCCUUCAUCAAUGUCCCACUCGAUGACCAAAACCAUGGCACAGACGUCGCACUCCGUGCACGCUUCCACAGUGCCGAAGUUUACGUCGGCUCCAAUAGUUCACUCGCAUUCAGCGGGAACCUCUUCCGCCGCGCUGGCCAUGAGGACGCAGGCACAAUCGCAGUCGGCACGGUCGUCGUUAGUGAUGUCAGCCCUACCCCACACGUCUUCAUCCCUUGCCGCUAAACCGAGGGCUCCGUAUCCAUUGUCGCGGUCAUCCGCGGCAGCGCCCUCCACAUCAAAAUUUCCCUUCAAAUCGACACAGAUAUCGUCCAUGCCGUCAAUCUUGCCAUCAGGAGCCUACUACGUGGCAUCGAAAAUGCCGGCAGUGCCGCCCGCGACAUUGCCCAGCGCGCCGAUGCCGUCGUCGCAUUCGACCUCGGCUUCAUUCCGUGCCACGUCCGCGAGGUCUGGGCCAGCCGCCUCGUCAUCGGCUUCGGCUACGGCAGCAGCUCGCGCGGUGGGGACGACUUCCUCUUCAUCUCUGCUGGCAAAUGUCCCAGCGACAGUGGUGGCCUCGCUCUCCAAAAUGUCAGCGCCCUCCAUGUCGGCCGCCAAACUGGCCCUUUCGUCACGAGCACCGGGGUCUCAGCUGAACCCCUUCACGGUGCCACCACUCUCCACCACCGUCACAUCACACACGCUCACCGCCGGGGUGACGGAGGAGACGAAGCAGCGGUUAAAGCGAGCACAGUCCACCAUCCUGCAGCACCACUCCUCGCGGGCGGCGGUGGCGGCGGUGGCGGUGGCGCGUGCACAGCAGCGGCCGCCACGCUCCGCGCCGCGGCCCAGCGCCACCGUGGACAUCUCCAGCCCGGACUCGUCCUCUUCCUCCUCCUCUGUGCAGAGCCUCUCCAGCACCGACAACGACGACGACGACGACGACGACGACGAUGACGACGACGUCAUUAUGAUGCAGUGAUGGCCGGCGAUACCUCCACGGGUUGUGAAUCGGACUGACUUGGUGGACUGGAGACUGCGUUGAUCGACCCUCAUUGGCAAUUGCAAAUAACUAGCCAAUGGAAAAUAACUGAAUUGCACUCGAGUGCUGGGUGAAGCUGGAACCAUAGGAUUGGCAGAAUUCAACCUAGCACGGGUAUCCUAGUAGGAAAGAUUUAAACAUUUGUAGUUUUGUAUCUGUUCAUUAUCAGUUUGACUGCCGUAUUGGGUGACUUGUUGACUAUUUUGGUACUUUUCGAGACCAUUGGUUUUAACGAGGCACUUUUUGCACGAUUCGUGUGUCGCAUGCCGUGUGCAGUGUUGUGACCUGGCACGGCGACCCCACUGCAGUGCUUGUCAUUACACCGGAAGUGGUGCUUGUCAACAAUGUCACCGUGUAAAGUCGACUCGUGAAAUUAUGUUUCAAGCAACCUGGCCUUUGCAGAUAACACCAGAGCUGUAAUUAACUGAAGGCUUUGCCAUUGCUUUUUUUACAUACUCAAUUGCGGUCUUAAUUUGAGGUGGUAUGAUAGGCUUGGCAUUGGAAUGGGAAUCACACUUCAAAAUGUUCAGAGGUUUACUCACAGAUCAAAAAUGCACCACCCACAGUAGUCUCUUACAUUGAGAUACAACUUUGACUGGAAGUGGUGGUUCUAGUCUAUCGGGCCUUGCUUGAUGCUCGGCUCCUGCAUUUUCAGUUACUCGGUUUUGACGUUUGCUCGGGUAUGAUGGCGCCCCCCCACGUUCCUUUUGUACGUUCCAUCCCUGCUGAAGCUUAAGGCGGCUCUGGUUGUAUGCUGGUCAACGUGUGAUAAGUUGUGCAAUUAAAGUAUUACACGGCGA